Messenger RNA from Morchella importuna, 2460 nucleotides. RefSeq lists its product as uncharacterized. Bases 1 to 2460 code for a protein of 819 amino acids. Lineage: Eukaryota; Fungi; Ascomycota; Pezizomycetes; Pezizales; Morchellaceae. The record is from RefSeq and is a predicted model, not a curated record. The transcript has a single exon.
AUGACGCUCGCCCGCGCAUCCACUCUCCACCCCAAGCCACUCCCAACGGGCCCACCCCCACCUAUACCAACAUCCUCAGAUGCCCCCGAACAACCAACCCUCAUCUUCCGCACGGGCAAGUCCAUCCGCCGGGCCUUCACCACCCGCCGCAGCAGCCCACAGUCCGCUGAGCGCCGAAAGCGCUCCCAGAGCGCCCGUAUAGAGAUGAUAGGGAAUCCCGUACUGCACCAAGACGAGGAAGGAAAGACCCUAAAAACACUGGCCAAGAUGGGCGUCCACCUUGAUGACGACUUCGGACUCAUACCUGCUGGAGCUGGAGCUGCGGUGCCAGCGGGCGGCGAAGCUGCUGCUGCUGCACAACCACCGGCACUGAGGAAAACGUUAACGAUUCAGCGGAAACCGGUGCCACGGCAUUCGGCGCUGCCGAAGGAGCCGGUCAUCGUGGAGGAGACGAUAGCUGAGGAGCCAGAGCCAGAGGUGGAGUCGGUCAGUGAUGAAGAGUGUAAGAAUUCGAAUCUUACAACGAGGCGGGACAAGCGGCGAGGGUUUGUCUAUUAUGGGUUGGAGGAAGAAGAGACUGAGGUCCCGAGGCCGCCUCCGCAUGUUAUGGAUUGGAAGCUCCAUAAUGUUGAGGAGGAGGACGAGGACGCAGAUGAGGAGGAGAAUGAUGACGAGGAAGAUGAGGAUAAUAUGAGUGGGCAAGAAAGCCCUGUUAGUAGCAGCUGUGCACACGAGGCAGACCCUGUUGACUCGAUACGGUGGAGCUUUUUAGCCCCGUCGAUUAUGGUGAAGCAGGAUACUCUGUGCCUGAAAGUAGCCGAAGAGAAGGAGCCAGUCAAAGAGAAGGAAGAAGUUGAAGUGAGGGAAGCAGCCGAAGAGAGAGAAACAGUUGAAGAGAGGGAAGCAAUCGAAGAGAUGGGAGUAAUCGAUGAAGAGGCAGAAUUCUCGGACGACAGUUCUGAGGGCGAGGAUGUAAAGGAGAUGCGACGAGAACUGGAGUCUGUUGAGAACCUACUCGGAAGCAUAACCGCAUCCUUCGCCCAAAGCUCGACGAGCCAACAAGGGCUGAUGCUGCCAGUGAGGAAUGGCAGUCUAAAGUCUCGAUUUACGGAGUCUCGUGAAGACCUCCAAGAUAAUACGAGAGCCUCCAGUUCAAAUUCCCGAUAUGACGAUGAAUCACCGACGUUGGGUCAUUGCCCGACGUUGAAUAUUAUCAAGCGCAUUGAGGUUGCACGGAACAACAUGGGCAAGAGCGCCGAUACAAUUGAGAGUAUGGAGAAGGCGAUAAGUAGGACCGAAGACAUGAUUGUCAAGAUCAAAGCUCAAACAGGGUACGGACAGAAGACAGGUCUUACCAAGCCUGAACCCCUCCAAACGGCAGAGCCUGCGAGAAGGCCGCCAUUUACCUGCACCGCUGAAGGUCCAGAAGAGUCCUUGCGGGCAGUCCUUUCAUCACCUACUUCACGCAAAUCCUUCUCCGACUAUCUGGACACUACAGGCAAUAGCAACAAUAAACGUGACUCUAAUAUCCUCCGUCUCUGGCUUGCAGCAAGGGCACAUUCGGCCGCUCUUCAAUUUGCAGAACAGCUCGCAGAAGAGAUCAAGUCGACAUGCUGUCAAGAAUUCCCAGAUAUCUUGGAGCCUACGCAGAACGUCGAGGUUUCUAAGAUUGAGGAUACGGUUUUCAAGGAGAUGUUGCACAAGGAGUUCCCUGAGUUCCGCCGCCACUCUCAGAUGCUACCAAAAGGAGUGCAAGAGAGUCUUGAUAAGCUUGUUGCCUCGCCAGCAUUGGAGCCGGAAAUACCGGAGGUGGUGAAGUUGGAGCUUCAACAAAAACCACUUUCGAUCAUUAACCCCGUCGCUGAGCAGGAGCAGCCUGAGCAAAAGCAGCAGCUCGAACAGAAGCAGCGCCAGAUUUAUCCCGUCUCCGCCGAUAAGACUGUGAUAGACUCCAAGAAAGAGGUUAUGUUAGACUCUCUCAUUAAGCCGGUUCCUUCUACAGGGCCGGCCCCUGUUAUGAAAGUUUCCGGCGGACAACAAAGGAAGAUUCAGCUGAGCGCAUCCAAGCAUCGUUCUUUCCACGCCGUUCAGUCUUUCAAGGUGGACGAUGUCGCGGAUCAGAUCCCGGAACUCCCAAAGAUCCCCUUGGCAUAUAGGAAUUCGGCCCCCAGUACUGUCAAUAUGCCUGUCCUUAAAUCGGCGGUUGCUGUCGUUGAGCAUGCCGGGGUUGUGGAAACAACAGAAGCUUGUACAGCUACUAUUGCUGACACUCCCGCGCUCAAUAGCAAGCAAAAUGAGGGCAAGAAGACACUGGCGGACAUUGUCAGGAACGAGAUUAUGGAUAAAGCCGAGUCGACGCCUGAGACUGAGAAGUUUGACUUAGCUGCUAUGGGUAUUGUGAAGAGGAACCGUGCUGCACUCAUGCAGAGGAUGGCAGCUUUGGAGGGUGCGAAGAUUUAG